GCGGCCUCCUCCGAAGAGAACAGUUGAGAGAGACUCGAUCUCGGCGCAGCACUGCCAUUCCCGUGUGUCCAUCACUUCGGCUGAAUAUCGGCGGCGAUGCUCUUGCUCGUUGCCCACUAGGCAGGCGAAUCGCACUAGAACUCACAGGUGUCCGCGUCGGCCGAAUCAAAGAAGAAGAAUCGAGCCAGCAUGUUGCGUCGCGCUCAGGUGUUGCUGGUGUUGUGGUGCACGGUGGUCGCCUCCCUCGCCACCUCUACGCCCGCCGCAGUGCCGCGGCUGGAUCUGCUGAGCCUGGAGAGCGGCUAUCACGGCAUCGUCAAGGAGAAUGAAACUCUGGUCGAGGUGACCCCCAGGAUCAGGGGCGUCGAUGCCCCCAUCUGCAACUUCCGCAUCGUCAACAAGCACCACGGCGAAGCGCCCUUUGAGAUCAUCCUGAAAGACCAGGAAAAGGGUGAAGCCGAGCUUAGGGCGAAGAAGACCCUAAACUGCGAGAAGAGAAAAAACUACAAAUUUGACAUCGCGGCUGUCAGUUGCAGUGGCGAGCAGAGUGAAAAUGCAACCGUCCACAUUUCUGUGGCCGACAUCAAUGAGUACGCGCCCGCCUUCCUGGAGCCGAGCUACGUGCGCCAGGUUGACGAGGGCAGGCUGUACGAGGAGGUGGUCCGCGUGGAGGCGUCGGACCGCGACUGCACGCCCAAAUUCGGCGACGUGUGCAAGUACGAGAUCCUGACGAGCGACCAGCCGUUCAUCAUCGACAAUGAGGGUGUCAUCCGCAACACGGAGCCGCUGGACUACGAGCGCAGCCACAACCACAUCCUCACCGUGGUCGCGUACGACUGCGGCAUGAAGCAGAGUGUGCCGGUCAUGGUCACCAUCAAGGUCAACCGCGUCUGCAAACUCGGCUGGAAGGGAGUGCCCGAGCGCAUCGACUACGCGCCCGGCACCGGCCGGGAGGAGCUGUUCCCCGACGCCGAGCUGGACCUGUGCGACGUGCCCUGCAAUGUGAGGACGGUCGAGUCGCGAGUCUCUCUGCAGACCAGCCACAUUGGCAAAGGCUGUGAUAGAGACACCUACUCUGUGCAGAGCCAGAGGAAACUUUGUGGCGCCAGCACCGAGAGUAUUGAUCUGUUGCCCAAUCCUGGUCUGGGAACAGAAUGGACGAAAAAUCUGCCCAGCGACGAUGGCCACGAGUCGGACCAAAUCUUUGAAUUUGAUGGCAACACAGCUGCCGUCGUACCCAAUUCCGUCUUGGAAGAAUCCUUGAGCCGGACUUUCACUGUCGCUACUUGGAUGAAGCACAAGCAAAGCCCUGAUAAUGACCACCACACCAAGGAACACAUUAUUUGCUCUGCAGAUGAUCACAAGAUGAACAGGCAUCAUUAUGCCUUGUUUGUGAGGAAUUGCAGGCUCAUUCUUCUGCUCAGAAGAGACUUCAGCGAGGGCGACCUCAACAUCUUCCGCCCAGCUGAAUGGAGAUGGAAACUGCCCCAGGUGUGCGACAAUGAGUGGCAUCACUACGCGGUUUCUGUCCAAUUCCCAGACAUCCAACUGUUUGUCGACGGACAGGAAUUCAAGUCUGAGAAGAAAAACCCCGAAAUCAUCGAUGACUGGCCUCUGCACCCGACCAAGGGCAUCAACACCACUUUCGCUGUGGGCGCCUGCUGGCAGGGCUCAGACGGAAAGAUGAAGCACUACUUCAAGGGCUACCUGGCAGGUUUGUCUGUCCUCUUGCACAAGAACGAGCGGCCUGAGGUGCUCGCCUGCCUGCACAAGUGCAAGGAGAGUCUUGAAGUGCCCGCCAUGGAGUUACUUGAGCCCGGCAUGGAGCUGCUGACCAACAGCGACCUCACGGAGAUGACGAUCGAGGGUGACAACAAGACCAACCUGGAGGUGCUGCUGCGCAAAGUGGGCUACAUCAACCUGAGGGAAUUCCCGACGCCAGGCCGCAGGAAUGUGCACAUCUCGACGACCAUCACGUGCGAGCGUGGCAGGCCAGUUAAGGUGCCCGCCGUGGAGAGCUACGUGCAGGUGCUGCAGCCGCAGCAGCCCACCAUCGAGGUCAACGGCACCGGAAACGUAGCACGCGAGUACGAGGACUUCAGGCUUGGCGUCCGCGUCUUCACUGACGUCCACAUCACCGUCACCGGCGACAAGGACAACAACAAGGAGUGGAAGAAGGGCGAGCCGAUGACAGUGAUCGAGAAGAAACUCGACUCGUGCACGGUCUCGGUCUACCCACCACUUAACCCUGACCACGAAACGCUCACCCUGCCAAGUAACAUGAUGGCUCAGUUUGGAAUCGUCGCCAAGGUCAGCAGGGAUGGAGUCGUCGUUUCCGGCGCCGACAUGAUUUAUAAUUACGAACAGGUCCUGAGACAAAUUCAGUACACCAACAAGAAGCCGGCCUACUACUUGAACCGCGUGUUCAAACUGCUCUGCUCCGAGCUCAACGGCCGCUUCACCAGCAAUGAAUACGUCCAGACCCUCACUGUGAUCCAUCCUCGCUCUCCAAACAAACCUGACGCUACUUCCGACCCGCUUCCUGAGGUCACAAGCCAACCAGUGGUCAAGGAGGUGGACAGUGUCAUUGUUGAGGCAUCCGUUGCCCCAGCCCACGCCAAGAUGGACAGGCACCACGCCGAAUUGAAGCCUGCUCAGACCCUGAACGACAUCUACUUGGGAGACACCCAGAGCGUCGUUGCCACAGGCAGCCAUGCCGUCACGAUCAUCAUCGUCGUGUGCGUCGGCUUCCUGGUCUUCAUGAUUGUGCUGGGCGUGAUCCGCAUCAGGGCUGCCCACCACCGCAGCCAGCAGGAAGAGACGGCCGACACGGAGAUGGCGUGGGACGACUCGGCCCUCACCAUCACCGUCAACCCCAUGGAGCUGGCCGACACGCACCGUCCCAAGACCGCCGCCAACCAAGCAGGGCCGCAGGUGGCCCAGAGCGGCCACGUGCCCAAUGACUCGUCUGACGAAGACGAGGACGACGAUUCUAGUUAUCGGGAUGAGCUCGACUCGAGCGACGACGAUGACGACGCCGACGUGGCAAGCAACAAGAAGAGCAAGGACCUCGAGUGGGACAACUCGACUCUAUCCAUCUAGAGGUCAUGUUAGGUGGAUCGGGAACUUGGAGGAGUUGCCAGAUUUCACGCCACUCAUGCAAGUUCCUUAGUUUUAAGAAUAAGCAGUCUAUUUGAUUAGGCGCUACUGCUUGUCUUACUUGGUUGAUCCACUGAGGGUCCAACACUCUCUUAGUGCCAUAGAAUAGUCAGUCUGUCCCUGAUUUAGCCAUGCCAGUGCCAUUCUUGGCCCAACUUUUGGUUUUUUGCUCGAUUGUGAUGGCUUCAAUGUACUACUGAUUAGUUGUAAUUGGUUUUUGGAUUAAUAUUAUGCAUAUCAGCUCGGCAGCCAUUAUAAAGUAAUUCUCUCUCUAUCUCUCGUCACGAUGCCUUGAAAAGGCAAAACGUAAGUUCUUACUUAUUUUUGGAAACAAUUCCUACUCUUCAUUUUUGUUAAUUGCGCAAGGCUGCUUUGGCAUUAUUUAGCAUUUUCUGUCCUUGUUGAUCCUCGAGCACAACUCUGCACACGAAUCAAAUAUUAAAGGAGUAAAAUUUGAAGCUUCAAUUGGCCCCCGGUUAUUUUUAUAAUAUAUAAAGCAACACACAUACACAAACAAAACGACACUCUUAAACACUUGUACACUCUAAAAGUGGAGAAGGAGCUUAUUCGGUUGUUGAGACGGACAGCACUUGUAACUAAAACCGUCCAUUUUUUGCUUAACUAGCGCUGUCUUGUUUUUCUGCUAAUUUUUCUCUUACAAGCUUAACCGAAAAAACAAACAGAGUACGAUACUAAUUGAUUUCACUUACUAUAGUUUUAAGGUAGCAGUUGAAUACUUAUAUUUUGAGUAACGACGCAAAUUGAUGAGAGUCAGGCGCAGUCAUUGAAGCUUUGAACUUUACACAUCUCGCAGGAGGUCUACUUUAAUUCACUCUUUUGGACUUUUGCUUCUGAAAAACAAUUCUUCGCGCGGGGCCCUCGGCAGCUCUCCCACCGCACAUCUCUCGAAACACUCGCGGCUGAAGCGUUUAUUAUUUGGGCGCCAAAUUCAAGAAAAGCUCACAAAGACCAAUUUUCUUCCAGGGCUUUCAAUCAAUUUGACGCUCCGUCAUGAUUUCCUAUCAAACUAUUACCUUUCGCGAGUGUUUCCCGAGAAAAAGCAAAAACGAAAAUGCGUCCAGAUGAGAAACUAUCGAGGGCCUCGAAACCGGCGUCUCGUUGACACCGGCAAAAGAAAGAAAGGCGCUCGUCUGUUUAAUAAUCUAAUUUAGGGUGUGGGAUAAUAACUUAAAUAAGUGAAUUAUAAAUAACUACUUAGUGGUGAGAUGAAUUUAUAUAAACACACACACACACACGACACGACACACCUAAUUGGAUUACUUACCGGCAUAUUAUAUAUUAUAUAAUACUACAUUUGAACACACACGCGCGCGUUUAUGAUUAUAUACUAAUAAUAAUAUUUAUAGACUGCUGUUUUUAUUUGUGUACACUCUAAAAAGAAUAGGCUAACCUAGCGGGCUUGCCAAGAAUAGCACUCGAAUAAACUAAUCAAUCACUCCACUCUCUUUCUCACUUAACAAGCAGAAUUAAAGAAGCCACCCCCGGAAGUUUUUAUGAACAUUCCAGCAUGAGAGGGGCGGCUUGAGCACAAAUCGCUACUCUUUCGAGGCCACCCCUCUCGGCUUAAAAAUCGAUCGGUGUUAGGAGUCGAGCGGUGGGUGAAAGUACUCACGCGCACUCGGUUAAUUAAUGAUUACGGUUACUUCAUUAAUUACACAAUGUGUCCGUUGAUGUUUCGAUUGUCCACUUGGUGUACUUAAAGGUAAUGCGUAUUAUAUACACUUAUGGAAAUGAAUAUUAGUCGAAAGAAUUAUUUUUUAAAGUGACUCAGGAAGUUGAAAAAAAUGGAUAAAAUUUGACACGAAAAGUAUUCCCAGUUGAAAAAAGACACCCAGUUGCUUAAGUACGUUGUAAUAAAACUAAGGUUAAAUGAAAAAAAUACCGAAAAGAGAAAGAGAAGAUAACACGUGUAUUAGAAGAGAAACUGCCUGUUUGUUUGUAUAUUUAUGGACGGGUGUAGGCGAACACACAAAAUUCCUCAAUUGUUGCAAGUAAACACACACCAUACUUUACAUAGAGAAACACACACUCAAUCUUUUUCAAGCAGGAGAAAUUGUACGUUUUGUGGAAUCAAUAACGAUGAUAAUAAUAACCUAACCCCCUCUGUGCAAUAUCAAGUGUGAUUUUUUAACUAUUUGGUCUGGUCGCCGGUGGAUUGCGUUUUUUCCUUUACAUAGAUUAACAGUAUUUUUUCUCUGCCGUAUUAUAAUAUACAUUUUUAAUUGUAUAACGACAUACACUAAGGUAUUAAUUGAAUUGCUGUAACAAACACACCUUUAUCCUAACUGACAACAAUGUAAAAUCCAUUAUCUACAAAUAAAAAGCCUUACACCCAGUAUAAGGUACAAAAAC
This is a messenger RNA of Cloeon dipterum, 5532 nucleotides long. RefSeq names its product calsyntenin-1 (gene Cals). The transcript is spliced from 12 exons. Lineage: Eukaryota; Metazoa; Arthropoda; Insecta; Ephemeroptera; Baetidae. The record is from RefSeq and is a predicted model, not a curated record. Gene Ontology annotation, cellular component: postsynaptic membrane; cell surface. Gene Ontology annotation, biological process: positive regulation of synaptic transmission; homophilic cell-cell adhesion; positive regulation of synapse assembly. Gene Ontology annotation, molecular function: amyloid-beta binding; kinesin binding; calcium ion binding. Bases 190 to 3102 code for a protein of 970 amino acids.